Messenger RNA from Zingiber officinale, 1672 nucleotides. Its product is annotated as probable sugar phosphate/phosphate translocator At5g25400. Gene Ontology annotation, cellular component: endosome; Golgi apparatus; trans-Golgi network. Bases 89 to 1177 code for a protein of 362 amino acids. NCBI's taxonomy places the organism in Eukaryota, Viridiplantae, Streptophyta, Magnoliopsida, Zingiberales, Zingiberaceae. The transcript has a single exon. The record is from RefSeq and is a predicted model, not a curated record. Gene Ontology annotation, molecular function: antiporter activity.
AUCGUCCUCCUUCCAGAUCUGCGUCGUGGAGUCCAAUUGAUCGGGGCGAUACUACGAGGAGGAGGCGGAGAAGGGGAGCGUCGUUAGAAUGGGUCGUGAGGGAAGCGGCGGCGGCGGUGAUGGAGGGGCGGUGGCCGACGGAGUGCUGAGGAAGGUGCUGCUCUCGUACGCCUACGUCGCGAUCUGGAUAUUCCUCAGCUUCACCGUCAUCGUUUACAACAAGUACAUCUUGGAUCCAAAGAUGUACGGAUGGCCCUUCCCCAUUUCGCUCACCAUGAUCCAUAUGGCCUUCUGCUCCACUCUCGCCUUUCUCCUCGUUCGCGUCUUCCGCCUCGUUGAUCCGCCGUCCUCCCCGGCCAUGUCCCGGGCGCUCUACUUCUCCUCCAUCGUCCCCAUCGGCGCCCUAUACUCCCUCUCCCUCUGGUUCUCGAACUCCGCCUACAUCUACCUCUCCGUCUCCUUCAUCCAGAUGCUCAAGGCGCUCAUGCCUGUCGCCGUCUACUCUAUUGGCAUACUGCUUAAAAAGGAGAUUUUUCAGAGUUCUUCCAUGCUCAACAUGCUCUCCAUUUCCUUCGGCGUUGCGAUCGCUGCCUACGGCGAGGCCCGCUUCAAUGCUACCGGCGUCGGUCUCCAGCUCAGCGCCGUCGCCUUCGAGGCCACCCGACUUGUCCUCAUCCAGAUCCUGCUCACAUCCAAGGGAAUCUCGCUCAACCCAAUCACUUCUCUGUACUAUGUUGCUCCCUGCUGUUUCGCUUUCCUCCUCGUUCCCUGGUCCGUUGUCGAGCUUCCUGUCCUCCGCGCACGCUCCGUGGCUUCCCUCCGCCCUGAUCUCCUCAUCUUCGGCACCAACUCCUUCUGUGCCUUCGCUCUGAAUCUGGCUGUUUUCCUCCUGGUCGGAAAAACCUCCGCACUCACCAUGAACAUCGCCGGAGUCGUCAAGGACUGGCUCCUCAUCGCCUUCUCCUGGUCCGUGAUUCGGGAUACAGUGACACCUAUUAACCUCUUUGGUUACGCAAUUGCCUUCCUCGGGGUCGCUUACUACAACCACGUCAAGCUGCAGGCGCUCAAGGCCAAGGAGGCGCAGAAAAAGGCUGCCCGGGCGGAUGAGGAGGCUGGAAAGCUUCUUGAGCAAAUCGAUGGUUCUGGAGAAAACCGAAAGGGUGACACCCAUGCUUGAUCUGUACUUCCAACACUGUACGUUCUGCUAGGAUUAGAUCGGUUCUACCUAAGUACUACUGAUGAAUCUCUACAUUCGUUAGCUUAUUUAUCUCUAGUACUGCAAUCUGCUGGUAAUGAGGAGGUUAAAGGGAAGAAUCAAAGAGAAAAGAAAGUAAAACAAAGAUCUUUAUUGCCUUCUUACAUUGUUUACCCCAUUUUUCUAGUUAUUAUCCAUGAAUUGGCAUUUAUGACGGAUCUUAAACUGAUUGUAACAGAUUCACCUCUGUCAGAUACAGGAAAGGCAGGGAGAUAUUUUGUAGCAGGCUAGCUGCAUUUUGAGGUGGGUAGAGGGUUUUGGAAGUAUCAAAUUAGGCUGGCUUGUAUUUGUUUGAAUCAUUCUUCUUUGGAGGGUUGGCCAGUAUUCUGUAUGUUAAAAUUAUUGUUGGUGUUGUAUGCCGAAGCAUUUCCAUUGCCUCCUCUUGAAUGAGAAUGAAAAUCUUAUUUAUUUUUAUCA